GAUUUCCGGUUUUAUAUGGUGGCGUGUACUUCCGCCAACGUCGUCAAAUCAAAUGUCAUUGUCAAAAAAGUGAUCAAAAGCGUAGCAAUGCCGGCGAUGGCGAUAAAACAAUUUGGCUUAUUGUUCAUACUUUUCAAUGCCUUAUAUUGUGAAUCAGCUAAUUUAGAUACUGUAUCCGGUGAUAUAAAGUUUAAAAAUGUUGAUAGAACGAUUGAUCUCUCUUCACAACUCGUAAGAAUAUCGCAGAAAAUAACCUUGGAGAACAGUGGCAAAUCGCCGGUAAAGAGUUUCUUGUUAGCAGUAGAAGCUUCAGCCAAGAACAAUUUGGCUUUUAUCGGCGCCAAAGACGGUAAUAGUAAAGAACUUCGUGUCACAGAGACUACCGUCAAAGGCCACGACAAUGCAAAGUUCUGGCGCGUGGAUCUGAAGGAUGCCCUAAACGCUGGCUCAACAGUGGUUGUCACGAGUGAAGUGGUCUUAACCAAAGCUUUGCAGCCGUAUCCCACUGCUAUAACGCAACAGGAAGACCAGCUUGUUAAGUAUACAGGCAAUCUCUACAUCUACUCCCCUUACCAGGUCACAUCUCAAAAAACCAAUGUAGUUGUGAACACAAAGGGCAUCGAAUCAUUCUCGAAAGUCAAGCCAUUUUCUCAACAAGAUGGUGCCGUACAAUACGGACCGUAUGCUAAUGUUGCUCCAUUCACUGAAAAAGAAUUGAGUGUGCAUUACAAGAACAACUCUCCAUUUUUAACUGUUACUCGAAUUGAAAGGCUUAUUGAAGUUUCUCACUGGGGAAACAUUGCCAUUGAAGAGUUGAUUGAGGUUGAGCACACAGGAGCUAAGCUGAAGGGACCAUUUUCGCGCUAUGACUACCAACAAGAUGUCCACAGCGGGCCAGCUAGUGUCCGGGCCUACAAAACGCUUCUACCUGCUUCUGCAUCAGAUGUGUACUACCGUGACACCAAUGGCAACAUCUCUACUUCCAAUAUGAAAGUCAAGAAAGACUCAGUUGAAUUGGACCUCAGACCACGCUACCCAUUGUUUGGUGGAUGGAAAACUCACUACACCCUAGGCUACAAUGUGCCUAGCUAUGAAUACUUGUACCAUUCUGCCAAUGAGUAUCUGCUGAAGAUGAGAGUUAUUGAUCACAUUUUUGACGACAUGCAGGUUGAUGAGCUGACUACUAAGAUUAUUUUGCCAGAGGGUUCAACUGGCAUCAAGCUGACUCUUCCGUACCAAGUGACACGGCUGCCCGACAGCCUGCACUACACCUACUUGGACACCAAAGGUCGCCCAGUCAUCACUUUCAAGAAGACCAACCUAGUUGAGAACCACAUUCAAGACUUCCAGCUGCGCUACACAUUCCCUCGUCUCCUUAUGUUGCAAGAACCACUUCUAGUUGUUGGUUUCUUGUACACAUUAUUCCUAUUUGUAAUUAUUUAUGUAAGAUUAGAUUUCUCCAUUCAUAAGUCUGAGCACCAACAUAAGGAUUAAAUAAGUUUUAUAUUAUUACAUUAUUGUAUGUAUGCAAUAAUCUAGUUCACUUUUGCAUUUUAUGUGCUGUCGCAAAUGAUUGUGUGCAAUUAAAUUAUAAA
Ostrinia furnacalis (Asian corn borer) is the source of this 1595-nucleotide messenger RNA. Its product is annotated as dolichyl-diphosphooligosaccharide--protein glycosyltransferase subunit 1. NCBI's taxonomy places the organism in Eukaryota, Metazoa, Arthropoda, Insecta, Lepidoptera, Crambidae. Bases 16 to 1494 code for a protein of 492 amino acids. The record is from RefSeq and is a predicted model, not a curated record. The transcript has a single exon. Gene Ontology annotation, cellular component: oligosaccharyltransferase complex; membrane.